Messenger RNA from Leguminivora glycinivorella, 2444 nucleotides. Its product is annotated as transmembrane protein 185A. The transcript has 7 exons. The record is from RefSeq and is a predicted model, not a curated record. NCBI's taxonomy places the organism in Eukaryota, Metazoa, Arthropoda, Insecta, Lepidoptera, Tortricidae. The coding region runs from base 148 to 1227 and encodes 359 amino acids.
AACCCAAGAGAGAGUGAGAGGAAAAGUCAAAAAAGUAGAAUGGAAUAGUGGAUCAGUGGAGCAAAGCAAGCAGCGAUUGUCGAUAUUUUUCAUGAAAACAUACAGUUCGUGCAGUGGAAGACAUGUUAGAGAAUUAUAGCCGGACGAAUGUGUACAGAAAUGAAUUUACAAACGCUUUUUCAGGAUUUUAAUCCUAGCAAAUUCGUGGUACACAGUUGUUUGUUGGUAUUUACGGCGUUGUUAGCUUUGAAACUUGACGGCGCUAUAACAUGGUCGUAUUGGGCCGUAUUUACCCCGAUAUGGGUUUGGAAAUUCCUCGUAGUGCUUGGUGCAACAGUUGGCACUUACGUUUGGUGGCAGUACCCUCACUUCAGAUUAGAAGGAGAGGCGUACAUUCACUACAAGGCCAUGCUGAUCAGUCUUGCCAUCCACCUGAUCCUUCUCAUGUUUGAACUACUUGUCUGCGAUCAACUGUCACUGAAACGCCAUGUGUGGAUACUAGUCUUCAUACCCAUAAUUUUUAUAAGUAUAGUAUCCAUUGCCAUUUGCAUAUGGUGUGUACGACAUGACCGCAGUUAUGAGUUGGAGUUGUUUUGUGCUGUCAACAUUCUGCAGUUUAUUUUCCUGGCGCUGAAACUAGACGAGUUCAUCAACUGGUCCUGGGAAGUUGUGUUUGUGCCGCUCUGGAUUCUGAUGUGCCUGAGCCUUGUUGGGGUGCUGUACAGCAUAAUUUUCGCGGGCAUGCUGCUUCGCACGGCGGAGGCCAAUGUGCAGCAACGCCGCAGCAGCUUCCACGCCGCGCUGGCGUACACUUUCACUGUUAUACCGAUCCUGGUGUUCCUGGUGUUACUGACUAACAAAUUGGACGAUGGUAUGCAGCUGUCGUACACGGUGGUCGCUAGCCCGCUCUUUGUGGGUUUUGCUACACUGAUCGUCAUGUCCUUCAGCUCGAAGGGUGGUAACAAAUGGUGGUUCGGCAUCAGAAAAGACUUCUGCCAGUUCCUCCUGUCCGUGUUUCCGCUCCUCCAAGAGUACGCCAACAUCGCCUACAACAACAACAUCAACCGGGGCUCCAACGUGGUCCCCACCGAGCCUCCGGUCACUCAAGAACCUUACCGAGACGAAGACACAAAGAAAGUUAAAGAGAGUAAAAAUCAUAAGAAUCAAAAGAAGAAUGAAGCGAUGAAACCUGUAGUGCCUGUGACUAGUAUAGAUAUGCCUGAUUGACGCUUUAAAUAGGAAGUGAAGUGCUCAUUUGUUGUGUCCUCUUCGGGCAUUGGUGUUGCUGUUCAGUUUUCAAGGUGCAGAUGUUAUGUAAGUCUUCUUUUUAACUUUAAUUUUAAAGAAAACCGUUUAAAAAAUAAAAUACCUGAAUAUGACUAAAAUUUGGUUAGGAUUUUUAUUACAAAAACAUUUCCAUUCCAAUUUCUUAUGCCAUGGUCUUUUUAAGAAAUGACUGAAAAUGUAUUUUUAGGCAAUCAACUAUUCCGCAUAUUCAGAAAGUAUUUUAAUAGAAUCUUUGUGUUCCUGUUUGUAGGGGGCUUCAAAUAAAAUCAUAAGAAAACUGAAUGAAGACACUUCAUCUUAAGUGUUUUACUGUAAGCAAUGUUUAACAUAUUGUUAAGUUUGGUGUUAAUUUAACUUUAAGCUUUGUUAUAGGGAAUAGUUUAACAAAAUGUUUUUUUUUCUAUGAAUCUUUUCACCUCAAAUGUCAAUGUAGGUUUUUGAGGUUCAAUCUCAAGUUAUGUAAAGUAAUAUUGUUUGUGGCCUGUACACGUCUCUUUUUCUUUCAAAUGAUUUUCGAUAAAAUAGUUCUAACCACACACACUACAUUAAAUUGACUUCAUUGAGUGAGUGCACCAAUGAGAUAUUAUAUUUCCUAAUAUGCACCAAUAACAUCAGCAGAAAGCUGGCCCAUAUUUAGACUCCUAGGGCUCCUGGACACUUUAUAAAGCAUUUAAAAUUUAAUGUGCUUCACGGUCACUAAAGCCCGGGCCUGGACCUAGCCUUGAAGGAAAUGCUGGAAAUAUGGCCCGGGCAAAUAUAUGGGGAGAGAUAUACUGUUUUCUAAAAAAAUUUUGUGUUAUUUCGUUAACACGCUUAUAGGUGCCUGAAAUAAACGAGAACGCUCUGCCAUCCAUCCACACAUUUUAUUUAAAAAAUGAAGAAAGCUUAAUUGUACAAAUUGACUUUGUGUAAAAAGUUAUUGUAGAAAUAGUGUAGACGGGACUAGACGGGAAUUGUGAUUAAUUCAAUGUUAACACAUAAGUUUAGUUGAAAUCUUGUUGUAGUUAUUUAAUGGGGCUAUGGCUAAUGUGUAUUUCGAUUUAUCAUAACGGUACCUCAUUAUAAACACUGACAUAAGUGAGUCUUUGCUAUAGUUUUCACAACUUAUAUUUAUGGCCUUCCAUUUUGGUUUUAUGAUUAAAAACUGAAAUAGACAA